This is a messenger RNA of Gambusia affinis (western mosquitofish), 4716 nucleotides long. Its product is annotated as sialidase-3-like. NCBI's taxonomy places the organism in Eukaryota, Metazoa, Chordata, Actinopteri, Cyprinodontiformes, Poeciliidae. The transcript is spliced from 3 exons. Gene Ontology annotation, biological process: ganglioside catabolic process; oligosaccharide catabolic process. The coding region runs from base 112 to 1506 and encodes 464 amino acids. The record is from RefSeq and is a predicted model, not a curated record. Gene Ontology annotation, cellular component: lysosome; membrane; cytoplasm. Gene Ontology annotation, molecular function: exo-alpha-sialidase activity.
AACAAUUAAACGUCGCCUCCACUGCGUUAAUGAAAUAAACACAAACCGAAAACCUCAGGGGUCCAUUUAAACUCGACGUCACAUUCAGAGCAAUCCCGGAAGUGAGUGUGAAUGUACUUCUCGCUUCGUUACCGUCUUCGUUUCUGCAUGAACCUCCAACAUCACUGUCGUGAACAUCAGAGGUUCCUGGUUUCGCAGCCAAAUGGACUCUACAACGCCGAGCCGAGGUUAGAGGCAGGUGAAAAGCGACAGGUGAAGGAACUCUCAUCCGCCAUGGGGAACAAAUCAUCGAAAAGUGUGAGCGUCGAGGAGCCCCCUAAAACAACUUUGUUUGAGAGGGAAUCAGGCGGGAUCACAUACAGGAUUCCAGCUCUGCUCUACCUGAGGCACUGUCACACAUUCCUCGCCUUUGCAGAGAAAAGAACCACCUUUCAUGACCACGACGCCAAACGUCUGGUUAUGAGAAGAGGAUUGCUCCAGGAGGAUGGAUCUGUUCAGUGGUCGUCCAGUCAGGAGAUUUCGACUGCAUUUCUACCAAACCAUCGCACAAUGAAUCCCUGCCCUGUGUAUGAGAAGAACAGCAAGACGCUCUUCCUGUUUUUCAUCUGCAUAUGGGGAAACACCACAGAAAUAAAGCAGAUUGUCACAGGUAAGAACAAGGCCCGUCUUUGCUGUGUGAGCAGCAGCGACGACGGGCAAACCUGGAGCCAGGCGAUGGACCUUACAGAGAGUGUGAUUGGGGAAGCCAUACACAAAUGGGCCACUUUCGCGGUCGGGCCCGGCCACGGCGUUCAGUUGGAGAACGGCAGGUUGAUCAUUCCCGCGUACGCCUACUACAUCCCGUACAGAUGCUGUUCCUAUCCACUCCCUUGCACGGUGUAUCCACGCGCGCUGUCGAUAUACAGUGAGGACUUUGGACAGACGUGGCGUAUCGGGAAGAUGCUUCAAAAGAAGUCCUGUGAAUGUGAAAUGGCGGAGAUCAUCGACCACGAGGGAAGGAGCCACCUUUACUGCAACGCCCGGCACACAGGGGGCCACAGAUGUGAAGCCCUGAGCGAAAACAGCGGCGUCUACUUCGAUAAGCCCCACAUGGCCAGGGAGCUCGUCGAGCAACCCUCGGGUUGCCAGGGCAGCGUCAUCGGCUUCCCCGCGCCUGAAUUCGUUCCCAACGACGACGCCGAGAGCAAGGCCUGCGGCACGUCGCUCCUCUCACCAGACACUCAAACCUGGCUCCUGUUCAUGCACCCGACCAACAAGUCCAAUCGGCGGGACAUGGGCGUGUACUUGAACCGAUCCCCCUUGCACUCGUCCGGGUGGGACCGGCCCAGGAUCAUCCACAGGGGGCCGAGCGGUUACUCGGACCUGGCGUACAAUGUGGACAAGGAUCAGUUCUCCUGUCUGAUGGAGUGCGGGAAGGAAAGCGAACUGGAGCAGAUUGCCUUCAUGACCUUUUCCCUCAAUGAUGUCAUGCAGACAGGUGAUAAGAAAGAGAAGAAGAUGGUCUGAAUUUGGGCCGUUAUUGACAGAGAUCUCCUUAUAUUAUCCCACCACUAGAAGAAAUCCAAUCAAAACACCCCUGACGUGCUGUGCUGUAACAUUCAUCUGUGUUUACUACUGUUUUACAUUCUGGAGAUAGUGAAUGCACGAGUCAUGUGUUUUCUGGUCUCCUUGAGUGAAGUAAGUCUUAUUAUAAUUAUGCAAGAGCAUAGGCUUAUUUUUAAUAGGUUAUGUGGUUCAUUUAUGCAUGCUGUGUUUGAAGUGUCAUUUUUAAAGCUGGUAUUGUGUGUGUGGCAUGUUUGAUGAGCACUUCAAAGCCAUUCCAGCAUCUUAUUGAAGUGUCACUUUUUCUUCUCAGCAAAGUUAGCCUACCUCUUUAUUUUCUCAUGAAGAUCAUAGGGGGCCUUGCAAACAAGUCUGCAGAUUUCCCUCCGUACAGUCCUCUCCUUUACAUUUAGUAUACUCUAAUUCACAUAUGCCUUCUGCUGGAUUGUUUUAUAUGGAAGCUGUGCAGCAGCAUUGUCAGUGGAUUGCCUGUGAAGGUCACAGGGAGGGUCAUAAAGCUGUCAAUAAAAUAGGAGAGGGGAGGUAAACAUGCAAGCAGUUUAUUACUGAAGAGACUAAACAUGCUGAAUCACAUAUGUGAGUUGUUUAAAAAAGAAUUAUUUGUUUUAUUUUUUAUCGAAGCAGCUCAUUCAGCUGAACUCUUAGAAUCAGUCUUAUUUUAGAUUAUCACUUGGAGAUUGAAGUACGCCUUCGUGCGAUUGUUUAAGUAUAAUGAAGCUGUAAACAGCAUAUAUAAUCUUUUUUCACUAUUUUCACUUUCCAAUUAUGUUCCGGCUUUUAGCCCAUGAGAUAUAAUUUUUAUGUUCUUUAAGGAAAUACUUAAAAAAAGAAAAGAAAGAGAACCUCCCCAGGGAAGACACUGAUCACUUGGCAGCUGUGAGACCACAACUGAAAGUUGUUGAUUAACAAAAUGGCUCCCAGAUUGAAUUUCAGCUUAUAAAGGAAAGAUGUAUAUCCCAGAAAAUCUGGGAGGGCUUGGAAACCUAAUAAACCAGCACCCUAAGCAUGGAUUUAAGCGCUCUGUGCUGAGCCCAGUAUGUUUUCAAUACUCCACAGUAGUGAAUAAUAAGGGAGGGGAAGUUAAGCUACUGAUAGACACUCAGUCUCACGCUGCAGUGAGACGCAUGUUCAUUUAGCUCAGACGCAGAGAAAAAAAAGCACAAUAAUCAGCUUUGUUUGAUUAUUGUGACUGAAAAUGCAGGACGACAGUUUAGAGAGAGUUAUUUUUCUCUAUAUCAGUAGAGGUUUUGCUCUGAGAGGACUAGUAAAUAGUAAAAAGCACUUUUUUUAUCUGAUAAACUUUAUGCUCACAAACAACUGCAGUCACCAUGAGUUUCUUUGUUGUUUUUUUUCUGUGUGAAACAAACAGAUGACACGUCAUCAUCCAUCUGUUGUACUCAUUUUCUGUUUUUAAGACAUGCAACUACAGCGCUGUUAAAUUUUAGAGCUUUAAAAAAAUUUUUUAUCUGCUUAAUAACAAUAACAUGCAAUAAUUAUUUCUCUCAUAAAGUAUAUCUGCCCUUUAAGCAUUUCAAAUUCUGUCAUGAAUUUUGGCAUGGAGCCGGUGAAGAACUGCUGAAAUUCAUAUUUUAGGUGUUGCACUUCUACUGAAAAGGAAGAAUUUAUAAUUAUUUACCUGAUGAGAAAGAAAUGGACGGAUUAUUUGUCUUUUGUACAUCAAAAUGUUGAAGUGUAUUUUAUAGUUUCAGCUGCACUGCACAGGCAUAAUAGACUGUUUACCUGUGAGUUAAAGUCUGUCAUGGUCAAAAAUGGCUCACAGUUGCACUUAUGAUGGGUUAGUAGAAACUGUCAGUGGCUAGAAAAUGUAACUACCACAGUUUGGCCUGAAAUCAGAUAUUUAGAGCUUUCUCAAUAUAUAUUAGUACGCCUCAUAAAAGAUGCGUCUUGAAAGUUAAUUCUAGCUCUACAUGUAGGAUGUUUUAUUUAUUAAAAAUCACAUCAGAUUUAUUGGGAUGUUGUGAAAGUAAAGAACAAUGGAGAAUAAUUUCCCACAACAGGAUUGAUGCAUCAAAUGCAUCAAUUGAACAUCCUGCAUGCUUUUUUUUUUUUUUUACAGCCUCUUUAUGGGCCCAAAACGUAACUUGACUAGAGGAAUUGGGAGAGUCUACCAACCAGAAUGGGAUCAGUGGUGAAUUUUACUCAUAUUUUCAUUAGCACAGGCAUCAUAUUGGUAAUCUGGCGAUUGUUAAAAGAAGAGAUUGGAUUAACUUCAGAGGCCCUCAUUACUGUGAUGACCAAAUGUAAUUAUAGUUAUGGUUUAAUUUCUAUUCUGGAAAAUUAUUCACAGCAACAAUUCUGUUAAGUCUGGGUGAAAUGCCAACAAUUGCACUUUUGUUCAUUAGAAUCAAUCUUAAAAAAUAAUUUUAUUUGCCAGCUUAUUGUAAUAAUUACUGCGAUUCAGGCUAAAAUGUAAUUCAACCGUUAUUUUUAAAGUUAUAGUUGUUAUUCUUGAUGACGAACUUCCUUCAACUCGGAUUAUUUAUGGUCAUGACUGACAGGGAAAAACUUCUAUGUCUCUAAAUUUGACAUAGAAGAAUUAAGUGCUGCUUAUUUAUGACGUUGCCAAAAAGCAAAAAUCUCAAACGUACCAUUUUUUAAUUUUUUUUUUCCCAAAAUGUAAACACUGCUUACACUUGCAUCCGUGGUGACUGGCAAAAAGGUUGUACAUUUAUUGUACAUUUAUUACUUGAAACCAAACGCAUUAAUGUUUUUAAUAUGCUACUUUCAGCUGACCACAAAUUUAUUGAGCUUUAAUAUUUAUAUCUAAAGCAGUACUUUAUUUGUUCCUUGCACAUUAAACAGGAUUUUGCGAACAGGCCUUCUUUUUUUUUUUAUUAUUUUUUUUCCAGGCUGAAUAUGUAAACAUGUGCAGGACUGUGAUUCAAUAAGCUCGGUUCUCUGCAGUCAAAACUCGUAACAGCAGACAGAGACUCGCUGUUCGUAGAGGCCACUCAGAAUUUGCACAAAACAAAAUACUGUACCGACUUUAACAUCUGAUUUGCCUAUCGUUGUGAGGAGAAAAUGCCUCCAGGUAGUUUCAUUGUGUUUCUGUUGGCUGUUGUGAAAAGUGAUUAAAAACCUGCAUGGAAUGUGUAUUUUAGUAGAAAAUAAAAUUAACUCGUGAGCAAUUGG